This is a messenger RNA of Megalopta genalis, 1305 nucleotides long. NCBI's taxonomy places the organism in Eukaryota, Metazoa, Arthropoda, Insecta, Hymenoptera, Halictidae. The record is from RefSeq and is a predicted model, not a curated record.
AUGGCGUACCCGUCUCGAUGGACUUACCGAGCAAUACUAUGGUGUCACAUAAUUUUCAAGAUCAUGGGUCUGUCGCCCAUAUCCAUCCACUAUGAGGAUUCGAAGACCAAACGCACACUAUUCUUCGGACGAAGUAAAAUCGGGAUUUUCUACAACGUGUUCCUCACCAUCUCGCUCGUGGCGUUGAGCUUUAUUACCCUGCCGCGGCUGUACCAUAGGUCAUACUUAAAUCAAUCCUCUUUAACAUGCGUCGUAGAGAUGGUUCAAGCAGCGUAUGGAGUCUUGAUGGUUACUACGAUCUUACUGUGUUACGUCUUCAAAUGGUCUAUCCAGAAGAGGAUCUGCAAUUACCUGGUGCAUGCCGAAGGACAGUUUCGCUUUUUUCGGGAACCGAUCAGCAUCUAUCCCACCCUCCGGAAGCUGUUGAUAAUCUACAUCGUCCAGACGAUCGUGUGCAUCAGUGCCGUGGUCACCGAGGAGAUCUCCUUCCACAAUGGUCCUCUCGGAUGGGCCCUGGACUUCUUGCCCACGGCUUUCGCUGCCAAUAUCUUAUUUCAAUACUUCUCGGUGAUCAGCCUGAUGACUGUAAACUUCGUCAGAGCUAACGAGGCUUUCGAGAGCGUCUGCAGAAGCUCCAUCGUCGACUCGAAGUCCUUGAACCGAUGUCGCCGAGUCUUCGUCAACUGCUCCAUGCUCCAGUACCUUCGGCAUCUGAGGAACAUCUACGACGGCCUGUGCGAGGUUACCGAUGAGAUCUCGCAGUUUUAUUCGUUCCCGACCCUGAUCAUCGUUCCCUUUAUCUUUUACUCGCUGAUAUUCAACUUGUACUACCUUCUACAGCCACUGUUUGACAGUGACAUGGAUUUCGAACUCUCCAACUUCAUAAACACCGCCACCUUGAUCGUUUACCUCAUGUACGACCCUGGUUUACUGACCGCCAAGAUCACCAUCAUUUUGAAAGAGGUAGGACUCCAUUUUUGCGCCCGUAACGUUGGCGAAUGCUUUUGCUGGCAAGGAAAAUUUCGUUUAGCUUUCGGUAAAACAGUUUUAAAAUUGCAUCUCCCACGAUCUCGGACGGAUUUUCUAACUGCUGCCACUGCACUGCCAAAUUUGAUCCUCAAGCAAUUCUCGCUCCAGUUGCUCCAUCGACAAAUUAAGUUCUCCGCUAACGAUUACUUUAACCUGGACAACUCGUUGUUCCAAUCGAUUAUCAGCACGGUGAUGGCGUAUCUGGUGAUCCUUAUCCAGCUCGAAACGGGAUACAAAUCCUCGCACGAUUGCCAGUGCAAUUGUACGAUAGCCUGA